Molecule: messenger RNA, 2184 nt
Organism: Lytechinus variegatus (green sea urchin)
Lineage: Eukaryota; Metazoa; Echinodermata; Echinoidea; Temnopleuroida; Toxopneustidae
Product: S-crystallin SL11-like
Exons: 5
Coding region: 158-778 (206 amino acids)
Biological process (GO): glutathione metabolic process
Molecular function (GO): glutathione transferase activity
Source: RefSeq, a predicted model, not a curated record
AUCGAUCCGAUCGAGCCCGGCUUAACCCAAACCGCAUGGAGUGCUAGUGCAGACCGAAGCGGGGUUGUCGAUCACGAUCAGGUGCAGUUUCCCAGGUUAUUUUCUCUUUUGCCAUCAUCUUUCACUUUGAAUUCACUUGUGAGACAGCUAGUUGACAAUGCCUUCCUACAAGCUAAGUUACUUCAAUGUCCGUUAUUGCCCGGAAAUCACCAGAUUGCUGUUUGUUUCUUCUGGAAUCGAAUUUGAAGACAACCGACUUGAGGGAGAUGAAUUUGGCCAGCUGAAAGCAAGUGGCAAGUUGCCUCUUGGUCAAGUGCCAAUCCUUGAAGUUGAUGGUCGUCUGAUGAUCCAGAGUCGAGCUAUCCAGAGAUAUGUGGCAAGGGAAGUUGGCAUGUAUGGCAGUAACAACCUGGAAUGUUCAAUCAUUGAUGAAGUGACGGAAACUUUUGAUGAGCUCCUUGCCGAUGCUGCACCAUGGCUGUAUCGAGAGAAGGACCCAGAGAAGAAGGCUCAACUCGAAAAGGAAUACUUGGAGGAGAAGGGACCCCGAAGACUCAACUACCUUGAGAAGAAACUUGAGUCCAGCGGAACAGGAUUUUUUGUUGGAUCAAAGAUGACCCUUGCUGACCUCGCUGUAUUCAACAUUUUGGACAUCCUGAAUGACAGGAUGCCUGCGGUCAUCGCAAACUACCCGGCCCUUUUGGCGCUCAAGGCCAAGGUCGAAUCUGACGAGAAGAUCGCUAAAUACCUCUCAGCAAGACCAAAGACCUCCAUGUAAAGUGCUAAAAUACAUCAAACACAACAGAGUCAGAAAUCUUGGUGCGCAGAGAAGUUGUUGCAAACUUAAUGACAAGGAACCACCAGCUACAUUGGACAGGCCAUUCUUUUCAGUAUGGUGCUUUUAUAUUCAUACAUCUCUAUGAAAUACCUUCAUGAAAAUAAGUACAAUCACCUGUUAAAAUAUCAUUGCAUUUAAAAUGCAGUUGUCAUACCCAACUUAACAGAUAAUACAUCCAGUUUUCAUGUCAAAUAUUUGAAUACAGAUAUUGUAACACGACAGUGAAACAGUAUGCAUUGACGCUCUGUACAAAGAUGAAUGAGGCUUUACUGUGUAGUGUGUUUGUGAUACAUGUAUAUUUGGUUGAUUCUGAAACUUAAAACAUUCUAUUAUUCUGUACUAUUAUCAUGUACUUUUACGUGAUUUAGAACCUUUUUUUAAAAAAAAUCAUAGAAAUUAUAUCUCUGAAAGAGAACUGUGUGUACUGCAAAUCCUUACCUCUUUGCUUUCAAAGCAAUAAGAUGAUUUUCUCAAAGAAAAAUGACAGUUCUAUUUUUAAAGGUUUACCAAAUGAAUUUGUUUGUUUACCACUGUUAUUAAUUGCAUAUUUUUUAUGAUACAAUUGUGUUAUAAGGAACAUUUUAGAUAAUUUAGUCUGAUUAUUAAAAGUUGUUUGGUAUAUCACUUUGUGUGAUAUUGACAUUUGAGUGAUUGAUUCAUAUUACUGUCAUCAUCAAGUCCAUAGAAAAAGGGACCAUUUUCAUUUAGCAGCUAUGCUGCGUGCAGCUGACCCUUUAUUAAUUUUUUCUUAUGGAAAUAAGAGGGUUGUGAACGGAAGAAGAGAACCAAGAUGGGAUACAUCAUGUAAAAUAAGACCAAAAUUGGCUAGAAAUUUUGUGAAAACUUCAAUUUGAAUCUGAAAAGUGCCUUACUGUGAAAUGAGUAAAUUGGAUAUUCUGCUGCUAGUCCUGGGUUAAUAUGGAGCAUCUGGCAGUCCGGAAGUUUUAGAGUUGGUCUGGAUCAUUUAUUCAUAAUCUCCUGCAUUCAGUAUGAUAUAGAUCAUUUCUGGUUAAAAAUUACUCUUUGAAGCAAGGUGAUUCACAUGCAUCAUAAAAACAAAUAGCUAGUAUUUUGCUCUCUAGUUUUUCCUGCAUUCAAUGUGAUAUGGAUCAUUUGCUGUUGAAAAUUACAAAGGGAAGCAAUAUAAAUGGUAGGCAUCAUUAAAGUAAAUAGCUUGUAUUUUGCUCUCAAAUUCUUAUAUAGUUAGCAUUGUCUUUAAAAUAGAUAUUCUCUUACAUACACAAAAUAAACGAUCUGACUCUGAAGGUUUUCUUAACACUGCCCAUUAAUCAACCUUGUAUAUCUAAAGUAUUAAACUAGCAUCAGGACAAUUUGAUACCUCUACA